This is a messenger RNA of Drosophila rhopaloa, 3711 nucleotides long. RefSeq lists its product as uncharacterized. The record is from RefSeq and is a predicted model, not a curated record. The transcript has 5 exons. Gene Ontology annotation, cellular component: nucleus. Bases 95 to 3616 code for a protein of 1173 amino acids. NCBI's taxonomy places the organism in Eukaryota, Metazoa, Arthropoda, Insecta, Diptera, Drosophilidae.
AGUGUGAUUGUCAAAUUUGAAUACACGUGCAGUUGUUUCCAACCGAGUUUACUUUAUUUAAUGCUUUUAAUUUAAUAAAUUGAUAAAUAAAACCAUGCCGGCAGCAGUGGCCAAAGGUGUGCAAUUCGGAGGACCCUCCAAGAACAAGAAAAUUGUGUUCGAUGAUUCUGGCGAGGCUGUAGUUAAACAAAACAAAAAGGAGCACCCACAGAAGACAAAAAAUCAAGGCAGGGAUCAAGUGAAAAAGCCACAGAAAAGGUUUGCCCAGGAUGGACAAUCGCAGGGUGGUAAAUCCUUUAAUAAAAAUCAUCAAAAACAUAAUGGUCAUAAGCCAGAUCAUACCAAUAAACCUCAAAAAAUAAAGUUCGGUGAAGAAGGAGAACCAGUAGCUCCCAAAUCCUUCAACAAGCAGAAUCAAAACGGUCAAAAACCACAAAAAAUCAAGUUUGGCGAAAAUGGAGAAGCUUUAUCCCAAAAACCAUUCAACAAAAAUCACCAGAAACAUAAUGGUCAAAAGCGUGAUUUUGGCAAAAAGGCUGAGUUUGUUGAUGUCGAAGAAGAAGUAUCUAACAAAAAACCCGAUGAAGUAAAGAAAUCCCAGAAAAUUAAGUUUGGAGAUGAUGAAAAGUUCACGGAAAACUCUAAAAAACCCCAACGUAUCAAGUUCGACGAGGAUGGUGCUGAAAAAAAUGUCUCUGAUACCGAUGGAGAUAGUGAUGAGGAACUGGGACAAACUUUUUCCAAAAAGCACAACAAAUAUCAGUCAAAAGUUGAUGAAGAUGAGGAGUCCCAAAAGAAAUGGUAUCAUGUGCAUCCCGAUUACCCCUCUACCGAUGAGGUGUUGGAUAUGAAGGAAAACGAUCAACUGGAGCUCUAUAAUCUCUGCCAGAAUUCCUUCGAAGCUGAGAAGACAACAUUCAAUAAACGUAAUCCUACGGAUGCCCGCUGGUUGCAAACCGCUCUGCACAAGGGUACGGCCAAGGAUCGUGCCAAUGCCGGAGCCCUGCUAGUGACCAGUAAUCCCCUGGGCAACCUGGAAGCCCUGACCACACUGAUUGGAUUCUGCAAGAUUUCUAACAAGGCCAGUAAUGAUGUGAUUGCUGUGCUUACGGAUCUGUGGCAGGAGGUGCUCCUGCCUCCAAACAGAAAACUCCUAGCAGUUCACACCCGUGGAGCCGAUUGGAAGAAGCUGAAGAAGGAUGAGAAACUGCGCAACGAGCAAAAGCGACGCAUCUACGCGUACUGGCAUUUUGAGAGCGAACUUAAGGACCAGUAUCACGAGUUCCUCAAGAAUGUCAUGCAGGGCUUGCAGACAGGACAGGAGCACAACAAGAACUCCUCGAUUGUGGCCGCUUCCAGGCUGUUAGCCUACGCUCCCGAAAAGGAGCAGCUACUGCUGACUAUGUUAGUAAACAAGCUGGGCGACCCCAUUGCCAAGAUUGCCUCCAAGGCGCUGCAUCACCUCAGUGAGGUGGCCCAACGGCAUCCCAAUAUGUGCGGCGUGAUCGUUUCAGAGACGGAGAAGCUGCUUUUCCGUAACAACAUUUCCGACCGAGCGCAGCACUUUGCCCUGUGUUUCCUCUCCAGCAUCGCACCCUCCGGCCGGCCCGAAGUCUGCACCAAGCUGGUCAACAUCUGCUUUGCCCUCUUCAAGGUUCUUGUUCAAAAGGGAGCCGUAAACAACAGGACUAUGCAGGCAAUCCUUCGGUGUCUGCAAAAGGCCAUCGUGGAGGCUCAACCGGCCAAGGAUAGCAACGGGGAGCUGCUCACCAAGGAAAUGCAAGAUACCAUUUACCGGUUGGUCCAUUUGGCCGAUAUUCGGGUUGCUGUUCAAACUCUGGGAUUGCUGCUCCAACUUGUUACUGUUAAAACUGAGAAAUCAGAUCGGUUUUACAAUGCUCUGUAUGUGAAACUGCUGGAUUUAAACCUCAUCAACCUGGGCAGUAAAACGGCGGCUCAUCUGCUGCAUAUAGUCCAUCGUGCCAUCCACAUCGACAACCAUGUGGCUAGGGCUCAGGCAUUCGUCAAACGCCUCCUGCAGCUCACACUCUACGCUCCUCCCCACAUUGCAGCUGGUUGUUUGAUUGUUAUUCACAAGUUGCUGCGCAUGCGACGUGAGCUCAUCGGUGGCACUGGAGCAUCGGAGGAAGUGAAUGCCAGUUCAAAAGCAAUAAUACCAGUGGACACAGAUCUUGAUAAGUUUGGAAGCGAUGAGGAGGAGACUUACGAAGAUGUCAAGGAGGAAACGGCUAAUGUGAAAGAGUCAAAUCCAGCGGAGGUAAAAGCGGAAGAAGGUGCCAAGUCGAUUACCUCUUCCUGGCACCAUGCCAGUGUGACUGCUACUGAGUCCAAGGUGCGGGAGAUUGAUUCCUGUAAGUACGAUCCAUACCAUCGCGUGCCAGCUUUUGCAGGAGCAGGCUAUGCGCUGCGAAAUGAAUUGCUGCUGCUGCGCCAGCAUUACCAUCCCACUGUCCAGGUUUUUGCCGAACAGAUCCUACAGCAAUCACGCAUCGAUUACUAUGGUGAUCCGCUAAGAGAUUUCGGGCUUCCGCACUUCCUGGAGCGCUUCGCCUUCAAGAAUCCCAAGAAAUUGGAAGCUCCGCAGGCGGCGGAGAGUGCCAGUGUGGCCCACAAACGCUACAUGGCCCACGGAGCACGUGGUAGGCCAGUGAAAUCUCUGACCAAGACCAACUGCACCGAGGACGAGAUGUUCAUCUUCAAUUUCCUGGAGCACAAGCGCCGACAGGCGGAGAUUGUUAAUCAGAAUAAAAAACAAAAGGAGGUAAAGAAGGAUGAGACGGACAAUGGUGAAGAUGGCGAGGCUGGAGACGAAUAUCUGAAGGAGGGCGAAGUGGACGACGAUGAAUUUGAGGCCUAUCUGGAUGGAUAUUUCGGCAAGAAGUUUAAGGAGGGCGUCGACGAAGAGCAGGACGAAGAGGAACUCAAUUUCCUACAGGAGCUGGGCGGCGAGAUGCAGAAGGAAAAGUCCAAGGACAAAAAAAAGAAAAAGCAGGCAGACAAGGCGGAAGAGGACAUGGAUGAUAUAGAAGACGAUUGGGGCGAUGAUAAUUUAGGAGACGAUGAUGAAAUGGAUGUUGAUGGUCAAUCUGAUGAUGAUACGGGCUCAAUUGAUUUGGAGCCACUGGAUGACGACGAUGAUGACGAGGGCUCAGUUGAUUUGGAGCCACUGGAUGAAGACGAUGAUGAUGAGGGCUCGAUUUCCGAUGGAGGCCGGGACGACAGUGAUUCCAGUGACGGUCCGGAGAGUCCAGAUGAGGACGAUGACGCGCCACCUAGGUCUAAAAAGUCACGCAAGGAUCCCUCCGACAUGGUGGGAGGACGUACCUUUGCCAAGACACUCAAACAGAGCCAUGAUAUGUCCUCUUUGUUUGCCGCCGCCGAUGACUUCUCUUCGCUGUUGGAGGAAACGGCUAAGGUCAAAGGUCAGGGCACAAGCAAUGCCGUUUUCAACAAGGACAAAUCCUCCGUCAAGCAAUUAAAGUGGGAGGAGAACCGGCGAUCGAAUACGAAAACCUACAAGGGCAAGAAGUUUGCCGGAAAACCAGCGGCCAAAGGUGGCAAACCACAGAAAGGGGGCAAGAAGCGAAAACACUAAACUAGAUUCGAUUACAAAACCUACCAUUAAAUUGGUUAGAUGUGUAAAUACACAAAUGCAAGAUUAAACAUUUAUAAUUUUGAAUAAGUUUAAAA